AUGCGGAACACGGUAAUCUUCGCCGGGACAUCCUGCCCAGCCCUUGCAGGUCAGAUAUGUGAGAAUCUCGGGAUGGCACCGGGAGAUGCGGAGCUCUCCCAAUUCUCCAAUGGCGAAACCAGCGUCAGAAUCUUGACAAGUGUCCGGGAAAAGGAUGUGUUUGUGGUGCAGUCUGGGAGUCCCAGAAUCAAUGAUACGAUAAUGGAGCUUUUGAUCAUGAUAUCUGCCUGCAAGGGCGGAUCCGCAACCAAGGUGACUGCUGUUGUUCCCUACUUUCCGUACAACCGCCAAUCCAAGAAGAAGUCGCAUCGUGGGACAAUUACUGCUCGACUUCUGGCGAACCUAAUGGGGGUUGCCGGGGUCAAGCAUGUCAUUACCGUGGACCUCCAUGCGUCUCAAAUGCAAGGUUUCUUCAAAUGUCCUGUUGAUAACCUCCAUGCCGAGCCCCUCGUUGCCAGAUGGAUUCGCCACAACGUCCCUAACUGGAGAGAAGGUGUUGUUGUAUCCAAAAAUGCUGGGGGAACCAAGCGUGUGACUUCGCUGGCGGAUGCCCUCAAACUGAACUUUGGCAUUGUGACAACUGAUAAAAAGCGGGGUCCAAACUUGACGACUAGCAUGAUAAUGAAUCAUCUAGAUGGAAUUGAACGGCUGUCUAUCCUCGAGUCCUGGAGCCGGACGGGACCGCUGAAAGCUGGAGAUAACGAUCCUUCUUCGGCUCCACAUCGGGUCCCUACCAGACCUUUGAGAACUCUAGCCGAUUCCAAUGGCUCCCCAGUUAACUCCAGUCGUGAGCCAUUGCUUCAGUCUGAGGCGAGUCGGUCAUCCUCCUCACCGCACUCCUCGUUAUCCAAUGAUCCAUCUUCCCAGGUGGAUGGUACUUCUGAAGACGCCGACCUUGGCUGUGAUGAUCGCGCAGCUGGUGAAGUUACUCACGGGCGACUUGUCCAAGGCCAUAUCGUGGACGAUGACUUCCCGUCACCUGCUAUAUCUGCAUUGGAUGCGAGUCAACCCGAUUUGGAUCCUAUGACUAUGUCACAUGCCUCCUCCUUUUUCGCAGCGGAACCACAUCCUUUCGGGCCGCCAGGCGGCGAAGACCCCGUUUCCUCAGACGAGGAGGAAGAAACUUUGAAGGAUCCCAAGAUAGAACAUAUGAUUACCCUUGUCGGCGACGUGAGGAACCGACCGGUAUUUAUUGUCGACGACAUGAUUGACAAACCUGGCUCCUGGAUCGCGGCCGCCGAGACUGUUGUCAAGCGGGGGGGUGCCCAGAAAGUAUAUUGCAUGGCAACGCAUGGCGUCUUUGGAGGCGAUAGCCUUGCGCAACUCCAAGCUUGCGAAUGCAUCGACACCAUCGUGGUGACCAACAGCUUUCCGAUUAACGAAGAGCAGGCCCGAAGCACUAGCAAACUGGUUAUCCUUGACUUAUCCUCCUUAUUGGCAGAGGCCAUAAGAAGAAACCACUAUGGCGAAUCCAUCUCGCCACUAUUCCAGCACUACGCGGAUUGA
Scedosporium apiospermum is the source of this 1506-nucleotide messenger RNA. Its product is annotated as Ribose-phosphate diphosphokinase. NCBI's taxonomy places the organism in Eukaryota, Fungi, Ascomycota, Sordariomycetes, Microascales, Microascaceae. The record is from RefSeq and is a predicted model, not a curated record. Gene Ontology annotation, molecular function: ribose phosphate diphosphokinase activity; magnesium ion binding. The transcript is spliced from 3 exons. Gene Ontology annotation, cellular component: ribose phosphate diphosphokinase complex; cytoplasm. Gene Ontology annotation, biological process: ribonucleoside monophosphate biosynthetic process; 5-phosphoribose 1-diphosphate biosynthetic process; purine nucleotide biosynthetic process. The coding region runs from base 1 to 1506 and encodes 501 amino acids.